Messenger RNA from Cajanus cajan (pigeon pea), 1359 nucleotides. RefSeq names its product RNAse THREE-like protein 2 (gene RTL2). Lineage: Eukaryota; Viridiplantae; Streptophyta; Magnoliopsida; Fabales; Fabaceae. Gene Ontology annotation, biological process: siRNA processing. Gene Ontology annotation, cellular component: cytoplasm; nucleus. Gene Ontology annotation, molecular function: ribonuclease III activity; RNA binding. The record is from RefSeq and is a predicted model, not a curated record.
AAUAAUUCGAGUGAUUCUUUUAGCAUCAGAAAUGGUACUAUUAAAUUAACUGUGUCUGACCACUUUUCUUGUGUUAAAUUAUUUUUUUGAAGAAAAUCCAAAGAAGUGAGAGCUAUAUAAGACUAAUUGGUCAGCGCAUUGAAAAGUAUGAGCGAGAGUGAGGAGUGAGGAGAAGGUUAGGUUUGUUUGAUUUGAUCUUUGGGUAGAAAAUGAAAAGGGAGAUGGAGAUGGAGAUUGAGGCGAGCGUGCUUGCCGUUGAGGGCAUCCUACAGUACACAUUCAAGAACAAGAAGCUUCUGGAACAAGCCCUCACUCACUCCUCCGUUGCCGACGCCGUUUCCUACGAGCGUCUCGAGUUCAUCGGCGAUCCCAUUCUCAGCGCCUCCGUCAGCUACUACUUUUACGUUAAGUACCCCGACCUCGAGCCCGGCCACCUCUCUCUCCUCCGCGCCGCCAUGGUCAGCACCGAAAAGCUUGCUCGCAUCGCCGUCCGCUUCGGCCUCCACCACUUCGUCCGCCACAACGCCUCUCCCGUCCUCGACAACGUCACGCGCUUUGUCGAGGCCGUCCGCCACGAGCGCCUCUCCGGCGCCGUCGCCUACGCCGGAUCUGUCAAAGCCCCCAAGGUCCUCGCCGACAUUGUCGAGUCCAUCGCCGCCGCCGUCUACGUCGACCUCGGCUUCGACCUUCCUCGACUCUGGCUGGUGAUUAAGCAUCUGAUGGAGCCAAUUGUGACGCCGGAUGAGUUGGAGCAACAGCCUCAGCCAGUGACGAAUCUGUUCGAGAUAUGUCAGAAGAAUGGAAAGGUAGUUGAUAUAAAAUUCUCCAGGGAAGAUAACAAAUGCGUUGCGAGCGUGUUUGUUGAUGAACAGCUUCUAGUCUCUGCAUCCUCUGAUCAGAAGUAUCUGGCGAAGCUGGAGGCUGCGAAGCUGGCCUUGCAACAACUCUCACACAUGGUGCCUAAAGCUGAUGUGAGGCUCGUCCUUGGUCAGGACGAAGAUGGAACUCUGAUGGUGAUGGCUGCAAAGCAUAAGCUCCAUGAGAUUUGUAUGAUUAAAAAAUGGCCUAAACCAUUGUUCAGGAUGGAGAAGGAUUCAGGGCCACCUCAUGAUAAGAGAUUUGUCUUUGCUGUUCAACUAGCAACUCCAGAAGGCACCUAUCAGAUGUCGGGAGAUGAAAAGUGUCGCGUGAGGGAUGCGGAGAACUCAGCUGCUUCCUUUAUGAUUAUGGCCUUACAGGAGUAUAAUUACAUCUGAGAUUCUGACUGAGACUGCCCAAUGCUGUUUGUCCAUGUGGCUCAAUCACAUGUAAUGACUUUAUUAAUCUUUUUUAUAAAGUAAAAAAUAUAUAUUUAUGUCA